Molecule: messenger RNA, 1362 nt
Organism: Phaethon lepturus (White-tailed tropicbird)
Lineage: Eukaryota; Metazoa; Chordata; Aves; Phaethontiformes; Phaethontidae
Gene: SLC19A2
Product: solute carrier family 19 (thiamine transporter), member 2
Exons: 6
Biological process (GO): transmembrane transport; vitamin transport
Cellular component (GO): plasma membrane
Molecular function (GO): vitamin transmembrane transporter activity
Source: RefSeq, a predicted model, not a curated record
AGCGUGCGGCCCUCGGAGCCCUUCCUCACCCGUUACCUGCUGGGGCCGCACAAAAACCUCUCCGAGACCCAGGUGUUCAACGAGAUUUACCCGGUGUGGACUUACUCCUACCUGGCACUGCUAUUCCCGGUGUUCCUGGCCACGGACUACCUGCGGUACAAGCCCGUGGUCCUGCUGCAGGGCCUGAGCCUCAUCGUCACCUGGUUCAUGCUGCUGUACGCCCAGGGGCUGCGGGCCAUCCAGUUCCUCGAGUUCUUCUACGGGAUAGGGACGGCCACCGACGUUGCCUAUUACUCUUACAUCUACAGUGUCGUCGAUGUCAACCUGUACCAGAAGGUCACCAGCUACUGCCGGAGUGCCACCCUGGUGGGCUACACAGUGGGCUCGGUGUCCGGGCAGGUCCUUGUGUCGGUGGCAGGAUGGUCCCUCUUCAGCUUGAACGUUAUCUCCUUAACCAGCGUCUCCAUUGCCUUUGGCACAGCGUGGUUCCUGCCCAUGCCACAGAAAAGCCUUUUUUUUCAUCACGUCUCAGGUCAGCCGCUCAGCUGGGAAAUGAAGGUCAUGGAUUGUAAAAACGGAUCGGCUGUCCAAGAUCAUCCCAGUGUGCAGAGGGCAGGUGGCUGGGAGGAUGAGACAAAAGUUCCCUUAAAUGGGGAGGGUCAUUCAGCAGAGAAACAGGAGCAGAAAGUAGACAUUGUAAAGGUGCUCAAAGAUCUCUGGCAGGACUUCCUGCAGUGCUACUCCUCCCAGACCAUGCUCUGCUGGUCGGUGUGGUGGGCACUGUCCACCUGCGGCUACUUCCAGGUCAUCAACUACGCUCAGGGCCUGUGGGAGAUGGUGCUGCCUUCUCACAGCACAGAGAUCUACAAUGGCGCUGUGGAAGCGGCCUCAACGCUGCUAGGAGCUGUUGCAGUGUUUGUUGUGGGUCACAUAAAAACAUCCUGGGCAAUGUGGGGUGAAGUGGCACUUGCCUUGUUCUCCUUUCUUAUUGCUGCUGCUGUGUACAUCAUGGACACGGUUCGUAAUAUCUGGGUGUGCUAUGCAUCAUAUGUUGUCUUCAGAAUUAUCUACAUGCUGCUAAUAACGAUAGCAACGUUCCAGAUCGCUACAAAUCUCAGUGUGGAGCGGUAUGCCCUGGUGUUCGGGGUCAAUACUUUCAUUGCCUUAGCACUUCAAACUUUGCUCACUUUGAUUGUUGUGGAUGCCAGUGGGCUUGGGUUGGACAUCUUCACCCAGUUCAUGAUUUAUGCCUCUUACUUUGCGGCCAUCUCACUGGUGUUCUUGGGCAGUGGCAUAUAUAGUAUUAUGAGAGCUUACAGAAGACAAGAACAGAUGCAGCGCAGAUCUCCUGAAAGCCAGUAG